UUCCGCGUCAGAACCCGGAUGAGCCGGUCAGCUGUUUGUCAGUCAUGAUAAAUAAUAAUGUACGCGGAUCACAGAACAGUGUCAGCAUGGAUCAAAAACCCGAUGAACGCGUGCAAAGCCACAGGUGUGAGCUGCUGGAUCUGCCAUGGGAGGAUGUGUUAGUAAGUCAUGUGUUCUGUCAUCUGCCUCUGCGUCUGCUGGUGAGUCUUCAGCGUGUCAGUAAGACUUUCCGCUCCCUCAUUCAGGUGUAUCUGGACAACUGCCGCACCUUUGACCCAGCACAGACCGGACCUCACAUUCCCCGUGAAGCCUUCUGCUCCAUCCUCCGCCACAACCAGGUCCUCCAGCACCUCAGCAUCACCAACUGCUCUGAUUGGAUCACAGACACAGAUCUUCUGCCUGUGAUUGGCCAAAACCAGCAGCUGCAGCAUGUUGACCUGCGUGGCUGCGCUCAGCUGAGCCGGCGUGCGCUUGUUUCCGUGUCUCUGAGCUGUCCGCGCCUGCAGCACCUCAGCCUGGCGCACUGCGAGUGGGUGGACAGUCUGGCGCUGCGCAGUCUGGCUGAUCACUGCCCACUGCUGCGCUCGCUGGACCUCACCGCCUGCCGCCAGCUCAAGGACCCGGCCGUGUGCUAUCUAGCGGGGAAGUGUCCGGAGCUGCGGGCGCUGUCAGUGGCUGUGAACGCCAACAUCACAGACACUGCAGUGGAGGAAGUGGCUAAGAAAUGCAGAGAGAUGGAGAGACUGGACCUCACCGGCUGUCUGAGGGUCAGGAAUGAAGCUAUCAGGACGUUAGCGGAGUACUGUCCCAAACUGCAGUCUCUGAAAGUCAACCACUGUCACAAUGUGACGGAGUCAAGCCUGGGCGUCCUGCGGCGGAGGAACGUGGAGAUCGAUGUGGAGCCUCCCCUGCAGAGGGCGCUGGUGCUGCUGCAGGACGUGGUGGGAUUCGCCCCCUUCAUCAACCUGCAGAUUUAACACACACACACACACACACACACACACACACACACAGUACAGGCCCUUCUGGAGUCCACAAGAGGUGUUUUUAUCCCCUGGGGGUCGACUUUUGAAACGCUUUUACACCAAUGCAAAAUCACAGAAGACACAACACCAAAUACACAUUCAAGUGCUUGACUGGUUUAGUGAAUUAUAGCAUUUAAAAAGAGACUUUCUUUGGUUUAAAACCAAUCAAUUAGCUCUGGUCCUAUUAUACCAUCACAUAAAAGGACAUUGGUGGAAAUAUCUUAUUUAUUAAAGCUGCUUUUUACAUUGUCAUGCAAGAACCAAAAUGUUGUAUUGGUUUACACUCACGAAAUACUGAAAUAUUUGCACUUUUUCAGUGCAGCUUUACUGGACCAUUUUAGUGCUGAUUUUAUUCUCAUUUAAGAGAGAAGAACGUCAUCGUAAUAUUAAGGAACUCCACUGUAGAUUGUCAAUUACACAUGAAUUGUAUGCGAAUAUAUUGAUAUACUCAUAUGCACUUUGAAGCCUCAGUUUGACAAUAUCAUUUAGGUUUUGGUUGACUAUUGUGAAUAAAUAAGACAAAUCUUAUAGUAUAUAUCUCAUAUAAUCUUAUGUUUUAUCAGCAAAUAUGUGCACAGAAAUAUUGCUAUCAGCUCAGUUAUUUUUCUGGUAUUGCUCCUUAUAUUGCAUUGAUAAAAAUCCUAAAUUGACCACAUUGAAACAUAUUUAUAUUGAGCGUUAAGUGUCACAAUAUCACAAUAAUGUGCUUUUCUAUAUGUUACUGGUCUUUUGUAUCUGCUGCUUUAUUAUAAAUAAUUCAAGGUGUAUAAUUUGUUUGUAAUUGUUAUCAUUUUAACAAUAUCGAAAUGGUAUAUUCUUUUGCACAUGCAUUUUUGCUUUUGUAUAUAGGCAUGGGACGAUAACCGUUUUCAAGGUAUACCACGGAUUGUGAAAGGCAAGGUUUUAAAACCGCCAAAAUUUUCUGUUAAGAUUUUUUUAAUUACGUUUUUUUUGUUGUUGUUUAUUAGGACAACAGUAUCUCCAGCAGAAAAUAUAUCCAGAGAUGCCAUUUUAAAUGGUAAAGAAAUCUGUUUUCGAUACUAAUGAAGACAGCAGAAGUCAAUGAUUGUUUUGAAUCAUUCAGCCUGACAUGUUUACUGCUCCAAAAUAUUUGAAAUGUUUCUCAAAAUAAAAUACAUUGUGUUCAAAGGGGGAAAAAGUUUUUGUUUUUAACCCGGACAUUUAAAAAGAAUAUUUUAGAACAAUACCAUGAAACCGUGAUAUUUUUAUCCAAGGUUAUCAUACCGUCAGAAACUUAUAGUGGCCCAUGCCUAUUAGUGUAAUUCUGCAAACGUGUGGUUGACUGUAAAUAAUUAAAUGCAGAUUGCUGACAAAGUAUAAAGUCUUUUGC
Molecule: messenger RNA, 2376 nt
Organism: Danio aesculapii
Lineage: Eukaryota; Metazoa; Chordata; Actinopteri; Cypriniformes; Danionidae
Gene: fbxl15
Product: F-box and leucine-rich repeat protein 15
Exons: 5
Coding region: 45-977 (310 amino acids)
Molecular function (GO): protein binding
Source: RefSeq, a predicted model, not a curated record